Molecule: messenger RNA, 1468 nt
Organism: Hibiscus syriacus
Lineage: Eukaryota; Viridiplantae; Streptophyta; Magnoliopsida; Malvales; Malvaceae
Product: organic cation/carnitine transporter 7-like
Exons: 5
Coding region: 29-1468 (479 amino acids)
Biological process (GO): transmembrane transport
Cellular component (GO): membrane
Molecular function (GO): transmembrane transporter activity
Source: RefSeq, a predicted model, not a curated record
CUAAUCAAAAUUUCUUGAUUUUUUAUAGAUGGAUCAUGAAGAUGCUGGUUUGUAUACGUUGGAUGAAGCCCUUGAAACUCUGGGGUUCGGCAGAUUCCAGGUCUUCGUUCUUGCAUACGCCGGGUUCGGUUGGUUUGCAGAAGCCAUGGAGAUCAUGAUCCUUUCAUUCAUAGGACAGACAGUUAAAUCAGAGUGGCAACUCUCCACAAAUCACGAGAGCAUGUUGAGUUCCAUUGUUUUCGCCGGAAUGCUCGUCGGAGCCUAUUCGUGGGGCAUUUUAUCCGAUAACUACGGAAGGAGGAAAGGUUUUCUUGCUAUAGCAAUGGUAACUAGUGCAGCUGGAUUAUUGAGUGCAUUCUCUCCAAACUAUUUAUCACUUGUUAUUCUUCGAGGGUUCGUUGGUUUUGGCCUUGGUGGCUCAUCUGUGUUCUUGUCCUGGUUCCUGGAGUUUGUUCCACCUUCUAGCAGAGGCAUGUGGAUGGUUGUGUUCUCAACUUUCUGGACAUUUGGAUCCAUCUUUGAGGCUACUCUCGCAUGGAUUGUCAUGCCCAGAUUGAACUGGAGAUGGGUGCUUGCAUUUUCAGCAGUGCCUUCUUUCGUUCUUCUUUUUCUGUAUGGGGUUGCACCAGAGUCUCCUAGAUACCUAUGCAUGAAAGGCAGGACAGCCGAUGCAUUUGAAAUCCUAGAGAAGAUAGCUUCGGUGAACCGAGCAAAGCUUCCUGCUGGUAGCCUUGCUUCUAGUAAGGUUGAAGAGUCUGCUCCAUCAGAUGAAAGCAGCCCAUUGCUCCCCUCACUGAGUACAAGCAGCACACAAUCAAAACUAGGGUUAUCAUCUUUUUUUAUGCUUUUCUCACCAAAAUUGAUUAGAACAACGCUGCUCCUGUGGGUGCUGUUGUUUGGUGAUUCGUUUUCGUAUUAUGGUAUCAUAUUGAUUACAUCAAAGCUGAGUAGUAGAGAAAGUGGAUGUUUCUCGACCAUUCAAAGCAGUGGAGAUCACCAGGAUUAUAGCCUCUUUGCCAAUGCAUUCAUCACUAGUGUGGCAGAGCUGCCCGGACUCUUUCUGUCAGCAACAUUGGUCGAUCGAGUCGGCCGGAAGAAGUCCAUGACAUGUCUGUUCAUCUUGGCCUUUCUUUUCCUCCUUCCACUACUAACCCAUCAGUCAGCACUUUUAACCACUUGCUUAUUAUUCGGAGCUCGCAUGAACGCCAUGGGAACAUUCACCGUUGCCUCUAUAUAUGCCCCUGAGCUAUAUCCGACCUCGGUUCGAACAACGGGCGCAGGAGUCGCGAGUGCGGUCGGAAGAAUCGGCGGGAUGGUAUGUCCUCUUGUUGCGGUGGGAUUGGUGAAUGCGUGCCAUCAAACAGCAGCUAUUGGUCUGUUUUUGGCUGCUAUUGUUGUUUCAGUGAUUGUUAUUCAACUCUUCCCAUAUGAUACAAAGGGGAGGGAACUUAGUGAUACUACUAGUUGA